UGCACUCUUCUAAAGCUCAUCUGAAAAACUCCCCAUUUUCCCUUAAUCUUCUGGAGAGGUCCUAGCAAUGAUGACGUUCGUAUACCUUCUGAUUGCUACACACAUUCUGUUUGUAGCCGCUUGCCCUACUCUGUGUACGUGCCGGUUGAAAGAUGCAGUCUUUUGCCAAGGACCAUCUAUCAAAGACAUUGGCUCAUUACUUCUUCCUUCUAACUUCACAUACAUCCAUAUAAUAAACACCCUGGCAACGGAGAUAACAGAUAAAAGCUUUGGUAACAUGCCUAUUACUUUGCGUCUUCGCUUGGAGGAUAGUCGGUUAACUUUCAUAACCAGGGACGCAUUUAAAAGUUUGCCUCAAUUGAAAAGCCUGAAACUUACAAACAACAAGUUAGAGACUUUGCCCGCUGGUGUGUUUGAUUCAUUAUUUUACCUGGAGCAGUUGUUUAUUGGUGUAAACCAUUUAUCUAGCCUUCAUCCAAAUCUGUUUUGCUGUUUGCAGCAUCUAAAAGAACUUAUCCUAAAUAGGAAUCAGCUAACCAGUUUGCCAAAUGAGUUAUUACGGAAUCUCACAGAGCUCAUAAUUUUAAAUCUGUCCAGGAAUAAAAUAUCACAUUUGCCGGUGAGCAUUUUCAGCUCCUUGACUAAACUUAAAAAACUGCAUCUUUAUGAAAAUCAGUUGUUAACGAUCACGUCAUCGGCAUUUAAUAACCUCGGCGACCUGUUAGAGCUUGCUCUUUACUCAAACUCUAUCCAAUCCAUUGCCCCGGAUGCAUUUCAUCACCUUCCUAAACUACGGUUAUUAAAUCUCUCCAAAAAUAAACUGCAUUUUUUGCCUUAUGGGCUCUUCCUGCAUUUGCCACAGUUGUCUGUCUUGACACUCUAUGAUAAUCCUUUAAAAGAACUCCCUGACGUGAUCUUCGGUAAAAUGGAAAAUCUUACUUCUUUGUGGCUGUAUGAUACCCACCUUGCAACCAUUCCAAAUUUUGUUUUCUGCAAUCUGACUAAUUUGCAGCUAUUGGUGCUGACUAGAAACCCCCAACUCGAGAGUCUCCCAGCAGAUGCAUUCAGUGGAUUGAGUAAUCUGUUGGAACUCUCGUUGCAUUCAAAUAACCUAUCGUCCAUUGACCAAGACCUCUUCCAAAAUCUACAACAACUUGAAAAACUUAGUCUUUAUAGCAACAACCUGAAAGUUCUUUCAGAGAAUAUGUUUUACAAUCUUUCUAAUCUUCAGAUUCUUGCCUUAAAUAACAGCAAUCUGCACACCCUCCCAGGGCAAAUAUUCCAAGAGUUACCCAGUCUGCAAAUGGUCUAUCUCCACAGUAAUCCCUGGGUUUGUUACUGUGAUUUUACAGAUUUUAAGACGUGGCUUCAGCAGAACCAAAAUAAAGUAUAUAAUCCAAUGUCACUGGUUUGUGAUACUCCAUUAACAUUGAGCAAUAUAUCUGUCUUGGGUACUGGUGACUUUAUGUGCCAGUAUACAACAACAACAGAGAAUAAGAUGGAUUUCUAUACAACUACAACCUCACAGACCCCCAUCAACACCCAAAGCACUAACACCUAUCAUGAUACGACAUUUACUAAUGUUAAAAGGCAAUUUAUUCUCUACAACACAUCCCCAGCAACAACCACAUUGGAGACCACAACCAGGAAAAUGACAGACUUCUCUGAGACAAAUCCCACCACUGCUAUGCAAGACCUCAAUGCGGGUGUACUCAAACACACACCCUAUAUGUCCACUGUCCCUUAUGACAAAAUCUAUUUUUUUCUGUAUCUUUUUAACACUGUGCUCAAAAUGUUUGUUAUAUUUUUGUGUUGUGUUUUGUUGGUCUUAAUGAGGAGGCUCAAUGAUUACUUUGUGGGUUUGACAGAACCUGUGGUUUUAUUACGCAUACUGAUACCAUUGGAUCCAGUGCCCCAAGGUCUAAGGUGGCCAUUUGCUGAAAGAUCUGCUCGUUUGGCAAGGUUGAGGACGCACACUAAUUAAUAAACCAUUUGUAUCUGUUACUAUAAGAAAAAAAUAUGUGUGUGAAAAAUAAUGCAGUACAGGUAUGGGAUCAGUUAUCCAAAAAGCUCCAAAUUACAGAAUGGCCGCCUCCCAUAGACGCUCCCAUCCCCAAAUAAUCCAACAUUUUUAAAAAUGAUUUCCUUUUUCUCUGUAAUAAUAAAACCGUACCUUGCAAGUGA
Messenger RNA from Xenopus laevis (African clawed frog), 2184 nucleotides. It is a transcript of the gene gp5.L, whose product is annotated as glycoprotein V platelet L homeolog. NCBI's taxonomy places the organism in Eukaryota, Metazoa, Chordata, Amphibia, Anura, Pipidae. Gene Ontology annotation, cellular component: plasma membrane. The record is from RefSeq and is marked provisional.